Messenger RNA from Parnassius apollo (apollo), 645 nucleotides. The record is from the annotation of a GenBank genome assembly. Lineage: Eukaryota; Metazoa; Arthropoda; Insecta; Lepidoptera; Papilionidae.
AUGGCGUCGGGUGCAGCAGCAAUGCGUGACCGUAAGGUAAAACCACAAUGGGAGCGGACUAGGCGUAUUAUGGCUUUGGUGCCUCCUGCAUGCGCCCCUUCUGAUAGUAGCAAUACUUCAGAAGAUGAAGACCAGGUUCCUAAAUUACUAGAACACGUUGAGACGAAUGACUUAUCUGAUUUUAGUUCCGAGCCAAAAUCAAUAGAGUCUUCUUUAGAAAGGUUAAAUAUCCUGGACGAUCUAUCUGAUAAUAGUAACUCCAAUAUCCAACAAAAUCCAGAAUCUCCCAUAUCUCCUUACGAAGAAGAUACAGUCCCAUUGACUCCACUUAUGAAUGAGAUAUUUAGACCGGGGUCAGAGUUACUACAUACCUUACCUACAUUAAAUUCGCCACUUUUAUCUGCACUUCCGGAAAAUACAAGAUCAAAUAAAAGGAAAGCUAUCAAUAGACCGAAAUUAGUAACAAAAAAGGAUAUACUUAAAUACGCGGUAGAUCUAUGCUGCAAAUAUAUUUUAAACGAUAGUUACAAAAAAGUUAUAAAUGAAAGUGAUCUCCCUAUAAAAAGUGCUGUCGCUUAUUUUACCCUCUAUUUAGCGGAGAAAGGAUUCGUUCACCGCUUCUUGGCCAUUAGCAGCGCUGAAUAG